AAAGGUUUCAAAGGAAAAUAUAAAAGGCAGCAAGAUAAGACAGAAGAGGGACCAGUAAAAAAACGAUCGAACGUGUCCAUCGCAGAUGUUGAGACAACAUCAAAGGCUAAGCCAGCGUUUCAGCAAGGUAAAAGUAAAACUUCUCGUGAAUUGGAUUUCUUAAUCGCUAGUUCUCCUCCGACUGUUCCAUUAAGUCAUUCCACUCCUGCUAAAGAACACCAACCCGCUAGAACAUCUGUGAACGUAAGAGUAUCAUGGCCGAGUAAAACUGUUGAAAAACAAUUGCAUCCAGACUUAGAGUCACUAGGGAAAAUGCUGGUCCGUGGUACUUAUAAACAAAUAGCCAAUGCAGCAUGGAACAGCAAACAGAUCAGAAAGCAUCUCACCGUCAACGUCCUAAAACAAAUUGACAAGGAGUGCUCAAAUAUUUGCUCACGGAAAAAUCCUAGUUGUUUAAGAUCCCCUUCAAAGCAGAAAAUGCUGGAUUUUUCAUUUGAGAAAGAGAAUGAAGAGCUGGAAGAGAGAGCACCAUUGUUUUAUUCAGUGUUGGUGGCAGGCAGUUGCAACAGGAAGAAAACUGGAUUCCAGCAGUUGGAAUGGAUGCUUCAGUGCUGCUCAGAAACCGAUCACCAUACAUGA
Messenger RNA from Paramuricea clavata, 639 nucleotides. NCBI's taxonomy places the organism in Eukaryota, Metazoa, Cnidaria, Anthozoa, Malacalcyonacea, Plexauridae. The record is from the annotation of a GenBank genome assembly.